AUGCGCAACCCCAUCACUCUAAUCGUCGCCACAACGCCCAUCAAACCCUCCCCGCAAGGGGAGACACUCCUCGGAAUAGGAAAGAACGGGACGCUCCCCUGGCCACGCAUAAAAUCCGACAUGAACUUUUUUGCGCGCGUCUCAACGCGUCUUCCCACUGGUACAGAGACAACGGGGGCAGGGGCAUUGAAUGCGAUUGUCAUGGGUCGGAAGACGUAUUACUCGCUACCGAAGAGUCUGCGGCCGCUAAAGGAUCGCUUGAAUGUGGUCAUUACGCGGGAUACGGUGGGUGGUGUGAGGGAGGAGAUUGAGGGGGAUUUGGAGAGGCAGAGAGAAAAGGAUGCGGAGAAAGAACGGGGUGGUCGGACGAGGCGUGGUGCGGUCGUAGCGAAUAGUUUGGAUGAUGCGCUUGCUACGCUCGCGCGGAGGGCGGAUGUAGGUAGUGUUUUUGUGAUUGGGGGAGGGGAGAUAUAUGCCUCUGCUCUGAGAUUGUCAGCGGAGCAGGGAGCAUUUGGAGAGAAGUUGAGGAUUUUGAUGACGAGGGUUAAGAAAGGGCCGGAGUCUGGGGAGGGUGGGUUUGAUUGUGACACGUUUUUCCCGCUUACGGAUGACGAUUUGAGUAAUGAUAAUAAAUGGCGAGAGGCGAGCGCUGCUGAAGUAUCACAAUGGGUUGGGGAGGAGGUUUCUUCGGAGUGGUUAGAGGACAGUGAGGUCUCUAUUAGGGUGGUUGGUUAUGAAAGACAGUCUUGA
Molecule: messenger RNA, 750 nt
Organism: Talaromyces proteolyticus
Lineage: Eukaryota; Fungi; Ascomycota; Eurotiomycetes; Eurotiales; Trichocomaceae
Product: dihydrofolate reductase-like domain-containing protein
Exons: 1
Coding region: 1-750 (249 amino acids)
Biological process (GO): tetrahydrofolate biosynthetic process; dihydrofolate metabolic process; folic acid metabolic process
Cellular component (GO): mitochondrion
Molecular function (GO): NADP binding; dihydrofolate reductase activity
Source: RefSeq, a predicted model, not a curated record